Messenger RNA from Camellia sinensis, 1110 nucleotides. The record is from RefSeq and is a predicted model, not a curated record. NCBI's taxonomy places the organism in Eukaryota, Viridiplantae, Streptophyta, Magnoliopsida, Ericales, Theaceae.
CUCGAGCUACCAAUCUUUUUCCUUUCCCCUAUAUUAUCUGAGCUGUCUGUGCGUUAUAUGAAUGAGUAAUGCUACAUAUAUUUACAUAUUUAAUUUAUAAAUUUAUUUAUAAUGAUGUGAUAAAAUAAAAUCUUUAAUCAUUAAAUGUGUAAUUAAUCAAAAUUAACCCAUACCAUAAGAUAUCAUUAUUGAUAGAAGUGUGAGAGUCUUUUUUUAAUCUCAAACUUUUUCCUUUCCUUAUAUGAACCAAGACAUUUCCAGACUACUUUUUCUUCACUUCGACAGGGGCAGCCCUUUUCUUCAACCAUCACGAAAUCCAAGAUGGGGUUUCAGUUAGAAGCUGUGAUUCUGUCUCUGCUUCUGUAUGUGUUUCUGUUUGCAGACCAAACAAAGGCUGAGCAAUUCAUCACUAAUGCUACCACUAGUUCCAUAGAUAGGAACAGUGGUGGUGGUUGCAAUAUUUUCAGAGGCAAAUGGGUAUACGAUGCAUCAUACCCUCUUCCAUACGACUACUCUCUAAGCUGUCCCUUCAUUGAUCCUGAAUUCAAUUGUCAAAAGUACGGUAGACCUGAUAAAUUGUACCUCAAAUACAGGUGGCAACCCUUCUCAUGUCACCUACCAAGGUUUAAUGGGUUGGAGUUUUUGGAGAGGUGGAGGGGGAAGAAGAUCAUGUUUGUGGGUGACUCACUGAGUUUGAACAUGUGGGAGUCUUUGAGUUGUAUGAUACAUGCUUGGGUCCCAAGGGCUAAGACCACAUUCUUCAAGAAAGGUUCCAUUAGUUCAGUUACAUUUGAGGUCAGUUUGGCUUCUACCCAAUUUUCUUCACCUCAGUUUGAUUAUCAAAAAUCAAAAAAACAUUUUGCUGGUAGAAUGCAUGCAUGUAUUCUCUAUUUCAUUUUUGGUAAUUUAUUUUUCUCACUUUUUAAUUUUUGGAAUUUGUAAAAACAAUAUGGGACUUGAACCUUAACAAUAAAAUUCAUGAUCUAAAGGACACAUAUAAUUAUAAAGUUGGUCGUUUUGCAUCUUAAUUUUAGUUGUAUACAUUUGAAUUCUAAUCCAAUGUUUUAGGUUAUCCUAUCUUCUUUGUUUUCUUUUUCAAUUUUUUUUUUU